Molecule: messenger RNA, 2162 nt
Organism: Racocetra persica
Lineage: Eukaryota; Fungi; Glomeromycota; Glomeromycetes; Diversisporales; Gigasporaceae
Source: the annotation of a GenBank genome assembly
GAAUAGACGAAAAAUUUCUGGUUAGAGAAGUCAGUAGGCAAUCUGAGGUAGGGGAACUUGAUAGUAAUGCAGUAGUCUAUGGAUUGUAUCGAAUUCAAGUACCAGAUAUUAAUCGAUUAAUGCUUAUGAAAGAUAGAGCACUUAAUUGUGUAGCACAACAAGUAAUAGAGCAUUUUGAUCAAACAAAAAGGGGGCAUGGACUCACAGAAACUCGCUGGCAAAAAAUUGAUAUAUGGGAGAAAAGAUGCGCAUUCCUGAACGAUACUUGGAAAGCUAUUAACAAUGCUCUUCAAGGACCUCAGGCCAUCUGGCUUAUAGGAGUAGAGGAUAGAAACCAAACAAUAUCGCAAUUUGUUUUAGACGAUGGAAUAAUUAGUGAAAAAAGAAAGCGGGAGUCUCUAGAAUCACUUAAAGUAGUUGACUUAGCAGAACAGCAAUCUUGUGUUGAACAUGGGCAUGGAGGACGUUGGAAUGCACCUGAUUAUUGUGUUCAAGAUGUUUUCGAACGAUUUGGACACCCAACACAUCAUCUUGUUCGAGUAGCAGUAAAUGGAGAAUUACCAAAAGACGAUAUAACCGGAUUUGCAAAGCACUUUGCUUGCCAAAAUGAAGAAAGAUGUGGGAAGGCAAAAGGCUGGACACCUAUUGUACUUCUACGAUAUCUUCUCGAAGCAGGUAUUCUAGAAAGUGUAACUAUAGGAGAAGCAAUUAUUUCACUUACCAAGCAAACAAAGGAUUGUAUUAAAGAGGGAACAUAUGCUAGUAGAGAGAAAUAUCCACUCGGUUUUAUACUUACAUACUAUGAGGGUCAUCAACCUCAAUAUACUUAUUUACGGGCUUCAAUGUUAGCAUAUGCAUAUAUUAAUUUGUUAGAGAUGCUUCAGAGAUUCGAUCCUAAUGAAGUAGUAAGAAUUGCUACAGAUUCUAUAUAUGUACGAAAAGAUGCUUUAUAUAAGAUCAAAAAUAUACCAGCAUUCUUCAAGCAAGUUGAAGUAAAGUCAGAUCCAAAUUUAUGUUCACAUUAUCCUUCUUGUGCAAUGUCAAAAUAUAAUUGCAAAAGGCAUAAACCAUUUAUUUGCAGAUUUUGCUUUGGGGAAUGGUUUUAUAGCGGAGCUAGUGCCAAGACAUAUAGAUCAGACUCCUAUGCUCUUUUACAUCAACCAGAAGAACAAGAAAUACAAGAAAUUCAACCCGAUAUUCCAGAUAGUAUUGCACCAACAAUUCAUGAACCUAUUACAAGAUGUCGAAAUUCAUAUCUUAAUGGAGGAGGAGGAUCCGGUAAAACAACACGAGCAAUUAGAAUAUUUAAAAAUAUAAGUAUGAUUGUCUUUACUCGUACAAAUGCAUUAGCCAAAGAUUUUCGAGAAAAACAAGAGUGGACACCUGAACGCAUGGGAGAGAAGAAAUUUCUACGAGUUGUUAUUUGGGAUGAGAUAAUUUGUUGUGGUGAUGAUGCGCAACCUCUACCAUUCUUCGGAGAAAUACCACAUAAUUGGUUAAAAGAGCAUGCCGAUUAUUAUGAAGAAGUCUUGACUGAUUAUUGGGCCAAAUGUCCUAAAUUACGUGAACUCAAAAAAGAAAUGCGUUGUAAAAAUAAUCAGUCUUCCUCAGAUCAAAUUUUAUUAGCACAUCGACUUUCUCAAAGACUUGCAUCACAAAUAUGUCUCAAGCUUCAUUGUACAAAAUAUUCCGAAAUUCUAAUUCUAUUAAUUUAUAGGCCAAAAGAUGGGCGCAAACAAAACUGCCUUGUUCCAAUCUCUAGCUCAUCUGAGAAAAGGAAGCUAGUAAAAAAUGAUAUAAUACACUUACCCUUAAAUACACUUUCUGAUAAAUUCUUACAAGGCAUGUUAGGAAAAGAAAAAGCUAUAGAUUGGGAACUUGGAUAUGCAAUGACCAUUCAUACCAUUGGUCAUAUAGAAUAUUUGGGCCAACUUAUUCGAAUUGAAGGUCCCCCAUUACCUCCUGAGAUUAAAGAUACAAAAAAUAAGAAAGCAAUUGAACGAUCUUUAAGACUAUUUAUUUCUGGAAAACUCGUAGAAUAUAUGAAUCAAGAUAAGAAAAAAGAUCGUGAAUUUAACUUAUCUGUUGAUUAUAUCCUUGUAUUAAAAGAUUCGCAGAAAAAUAAAUGUAAAUUAUGUCUCAAUGAAUUGUUAUGGGAUUGA